Messenger RNA from Adineta ricciae, 1143 nucleotides. The record is from the annotation of a GenBank genome assembly. NCBI's taxonomy places the organism in Eukaryota, Metazoa, Rotifera, Eurotatoria, Adinetida, Adinetidae.
AUGCCUUCUCAGUUUAAUAUCGACGAUUUCGAAAGACUGAGUAAAGUAGGGGAAGGUACAUACGGUAUUGUGUAUAAAGUUUGUCAUCGACCAACAUCACAGAUAUAUGCUUUGAAAAAGAUUCGAUUGGAAGGCGAAGAUGAUGGAGUGCCGGCAACAGCUAUUCGGGAAAUAUCAAUUUUGAAAGAACUUCGACAUCAAAAUAUUGUUCAACUUCGUGAUGUGAUUCUGACUGAUGCUCGACUUUAUUUAAUAUUCGAAUAUUUAGCAAUGGAUCUGAAGAAAUAUUUAGACUGCUUAGGUGAAAAUGAAGACAUGGAUGUUCUUUUAAUUCGAAGUUAUAUGUAUCAAAUAAUCGAUGCAUUACUUUUUUGUCAUUGUCGACGAAUAAUUCAUCGUGAUUUGAAACCACAAAAUUUGCUUGUGGAUACCAAAGGUAUUAUUAAACUUGCUGAUUUUGGCUUAGCACGAGCAUUUAGUGUUCCAUUGAGAAUUUAUACACAUGAAGUUGUGACAUUGUGGUAUCGUGCGCCUGAAGUAUUGCUCGGUGCGUCGCGUUAUUCAUGUCCAGUUGAUGUUUGGUCUGUUGGUUGUAUUUUUGCUGAAAUGUAUACAAAACGUCCAUUGUUUCAAGGUGACUCGGAAAUCGAUCAACUCUUUCGCAUUUUUCGAACACUCGGUACACCAACAGACGAAACAUGGCCUGGUGUUGUAUCGUUACCAGAAUUUAAAUCAUCAUUUCCGCGAUGGAAACAAAGCAGCGAUCUAUCAUCCUUACUUAAUGAUCGUAUGCGUGAUGACGCACUUGAUUUACUUCUUAAAAUGCUUGUCUACGAUCCAGUGCGACGUAUAUCAGCUAAACAAUGCCUUAGUCAUUCUUAUUUCAAACAAUUUGAUCCACAAAAUCUACCUGUACCGGCACCCGUUGUUGUACCUGUUGUGAAAGAGAGUGCCAAAAGAAGAUACAUUUGCGAUCAUCAUUGGUGUAACGUUAUAACUCGAUUACUUAAGUCAGCGUGUCAGACCAUGCGAGACACAUCGUAUUGUUUCAUCAAUCCUCGUCUUGUCAGAUCUCAACGCUUUGUAGUUGAGGCCGACCAUCAGCAUGAAACUACCAGACAGAAGAUGGCCAUACCAAGAUAA